ACCCUCUUGGUCUGUACCUGGGCUCUACUAGUGUCACUCCUAGGCCGAGAUCGCGUGGCGGGACUGCGCUGUGGCAAGGCCCCCGUAGAGAUCUGAGGCCUGGCUCCCGUAGUCCUCCUGCCGCCCUCCGAGUCCCAACCGGUAUCGCUGAAGCCUACCUAACCAGUCCGCAUCGCCCACCGCGCCGGCAGCACUUCCCGCCGAGGCGCUUUCGAAGCCGCCAAUGGCCGCUCGGGCCCCGCCCAGCUAACAAGGUCUCCGCACUGCUUCGGCUGCCCAGGGGCUGCGGCUGUGGGCGCCGGAUGGAAAACGCUCUGGAUCCCCAGAGUCGCUCUACUUACGGACAGGAUCAGGUCUGCACCUACUCGUCCUCCAAACGAUGCAUCCUGACUUGUCUCCACACUUGCACACUGAAGAAUGCAACGUCUUGAUUAACUUGCUUAAGGAAUGUCACAAAAAUCACAACAUUCUGAAAUUUUUUGGUCAUUGCAACGAUCUUGAUCGGGAAAUGAGGAAGUGCUUGAAGAAUGAGUACAUGGAGAAGAGGAACAGGAGCAGGGAGCACGGCGCUGCGAUGCGAAGCAGGCUUUCUGAUCCUCCAGAGGAAACUGGAAGAUAGGCUCACUGGAUGCCUCGGCUGGGAGACCUGAAGGUGGCCGGUAGCUGAAAAAAAAUCCCUUCCUUUUGGCCUCUAGGACCCUUUGAAUGGAAAGCACUCUAUGAAGAACUGAGCCGUGGAGAAUCAGGAGAACAUGGGGUCCGGGACUUGCUGAACUUUAAUGCCAUGCACUGUGCCUCUGAAAGUUUCCUCCACUGCUGCCCUGAAUCUGUGUCUACCCAGGCCUGACUCGCCUCCUGCAAUAAAGGCUUAGCACAG
Messenger RNA from Rattus norvegicus (Norway rat), 877 nucleotides. RefSeq names its product C-x(9)-C motif containing 2 (gene Cmc2). The record is from RefSeq and is marked validated. The transcript is spliced from 4 exons. Gene Ontology annotation, cellular component: mitochondrion. Lineage: Eukaryota; Metazoa; Chordata; Mammalia; Rodentia; Muridae. The coding region runs from base 380 to 619 and encodes 79 amino acids.